Penicillium paradoxum is the source of this 513-nucleotide messenger RNA. RefSeq names its product bZIP transcription factor. Gene Ontology annotation, biological process: regulation of transcription by RNA polymerase II. Gene Ontology annotation, molecular function: DNA-binding transcription factor activity, RNA polymerase II-specific; RNA polymerase II cis-regulatory region sequence-specific DNA binding. The record is from RefSeq and is a predicted model, not a curated record. The transcript has a single exon. NCBI's taxonomy places the organism in Eukaryota, Fungi, Ascomycota, Eurotiomycetes, Eurotiales, Aspergillaceae. Bases 1 to 513 code for a protein of 170 amino acids.
AUGAAAUCCGGAUCCCACCAAUCCUCCCACCCCAUCAGCCCCAAGCGGGCCAAGCACCUCGAACGCAACCGCAUCGCCGCCAACAAAUGCCGCGAGCGAAAGAAGCGCGAACACAAGCAAAUCGAGCGUCGCCUGAGCGAUGAAGCCGAAAAGAAAGACCUCCUGCUCGCCCAGUUGAACUGUCUCCGCGAAGAAGUCUGGGAUCUGAAGAACAUCAUCUUCCAGCACGCCGAGUGUGAGGACCACCAAAUCAACCUCCAACUCGCCAAAAUGACCCAAACCGUCCUGGAUUGCCAACCCGACCUGAACACGGGCUCGUCGCCGACAUUCUCGAGUGGGACGUGGUCGGAUGAGUCGGUCGCAGACGAGACCAAUAUAAUCGGACCGGGCGCAAACACUGGCAGUGAUUGGACGGUGUUGCCCAAGGCCGCGAAUGAUCUCGUUCCUUACGAGCCAACUGGAUUUACCGAGUCGCUCUUUGAGAACUACAUCGCCGACAAUCUGUAUCCUUGA